GACGCGAGCACGGCCCAACCGUCACCGUCGUUUCGACGUCGUGGACACUUUCUUGCCGCCGAUCGUCCACGCGGAAAUCGCGAGCCAACCCGUUCGUAGUCAGACCCGCAGCGUAACCAUCGAGCUCGAAUCUCGAUGACCGCGAGCCGCGCGCGAAAGUGAUCCAAGUGGUGUGUUCGUCUUUUGACUGGAAAGGUCGCGGUACGUGGACACCAGUUCGAACAGAGAUCCGAACACUCGAGCCCUUACUCCGCAUCUACUCCAGCCGCUGGACUCGCGCCGCUUCCGUUCGUCCGUCGUCGCUUCGUCCCCGCCCCCCUCAGCAAUAAAAAAAGAUAGUUCCGUCGGGUAAAACCGAGAGGGUUGGAACCCUCCGCGGUCCACCGCGGUAAGGAAUCGAGGAAAGGGGAGGUAACGAUAGCAGAAAAGCUGGGUCGUGAGGGGUCCAAGAAGCGUAGCGUUCGGGUGUGAUGUGGUGGAGCCCCCCGGGGGGCCGCGGGGGCAGGAGGUUCGUGGCAGAUCGGUCGUGAGGGCCCCAGGCACGCCUCGGUUGCCCCGCGGCGAGGUCGCCGGAGGGGCGGAGGAGGAGGUAGGAUGGUGUGACCUCCGGCGUUAUCCCGCCCGACGCGGAGGUGGUGCUGGAGGUGGCGGAGGCAGUGGCGGCGGUGGCGGCGGCGGAGCCGAGCAGCUGCUGCUCGACUCGGAGGAGGAGGAGCCGACGGCGAUGUCGAGACCGCUUCGCGGUGAACGGGACCACGUGAGCCGUUUCGACCUCCGAGAACAGCGCGACCUCCGCGACCUUCGGGACCUACACGACAUCAGGGACCUGCGGGAUCUCAGGGACCUCCGGGACGUAAGGGACGUCAGGGACAACAGAGAGAGACACGGUUCCGGGAGGCACCAUCGGGACGAGUACCUGGAUUACGAUCACCAUCCCACCGCUGCGUCCACCUCUGCACUCACCAACAAUCCGGGGCUAGUUCCGUGGAAACGGCCGGUGGUGCAGCAUCCUCGGUGCCUCUCGUUUGCAGCUGCAUUCAACCCCCUGGCUUCCAUUCUCGCCAACACAUGCAGCCGUGCAUCCACCUCUCGAGGGUCAGAAGCCCUAAUGAGACAGACACACGGUAGAUGAUGGGG
This is a messenger RNA of Colletes gigas, 1137 nucleotides long. RefSeq lists its product as uncharacterized. The record is from RefSeq and is a predicted model, not a curated record. The transcript has 3 exons. NCBI's taxonomy places the organism in Eukaryota, Metazoa, Arthropoda, Insecta, Hymenoptera, Colletidae. Bases 725 to 1132 code for a protein of 135 amino acids.